Molecule: messenger RNA, 2367 nt
Organism: Bactrocera tryoni
Lineage: Eukaryota; Metazoa; Arthropoda; Insecta; Diptera; Tephritidae
Gene: kra
Product: protein krasavietz
Exons: 10
Coding region: 449-1726 (425 amino acids)
Cellular component (GO): cytoplasm; membrane
Molecular function (GO): protein binding
Source: RefSeq, a predicted model, not a curated record
UAACUUUUCGGCGCACAUUUCGCCACAUUAAAGUUUUUUUUUAUACUUUUUUACACCAUCUACGCAUAGUAUUUAAAUUAUAUUUAAUUUACUUUUAAUAUUUAAAGAAAGUAACUCAUUGUGAUAAAGCUAAAAUAGGAAUAUUUAAUUAAAGACUAGGAAAUAUAAAGAAAUUUUGGGUGCGUGCGUGUCAAUUUCGGUGAGUUAAUAAAGAGACGGAAAUAAAGAAGAAUUGACGAGAAGAAGAGGAAAGAAAGCGGAGGUAGCAAUAAGUAGAAGACCUUUGAAGUUGAUUAGUGAACGAAUCCGCUGGAUUGAGAUUUCUACAAGUUUCUAAAACGAACAAAGGAAUUUAUUAUCUGGUAAUUGCGUGAGGUGAAAUAUUAACGGAAGUUCGUCGAGCAGAAAUUCGUUUUUUUUUACAACAGUUGAUACCUCAAUUUAUUGUAUGAGUCAAAAAAUUGAAAGACCAGUACUAUCAGGUCAGCGCAUCAAGACCAGAAAAAGAGAUGAAAGAGAGAAAUAUGACCCAACGGGAUUCCGUGAUGCGGUCAUUGCUGGUCUUGAAAAAACUGAAGGUGACUUGGAACAAAUCUUUAAAUAUCUAGACAGCGCUGGUAACAAACUUGAUUAUCGUCGCUACGGCGAAGUACUAUUUGAUAUAUUAAUAGCCGGUGGUCUCUUAGUUCCGGGAGGAUCAAUCUCUCAGGAUGGCGAGAAGCCCCGCACAACAUAUUGCAUAUUCGAAGCAAGCGAAGACAUUGAGACGAUGCGUAAUCAUGAGCAGGUAUUCGUCAAGCUCAUGCGCCGAUAUAGGUUCUUGGAGAAGAUGUUCGAAGAGGAAAUGAAGAAGGUGUUAGUCUUCAUUAAAGGCUUUACACCGAGUGAACGUACCAAACUUGCGCGUAUGACAGCGCUCUGGUUAGUUAAUGGUUCUGUGCCCCCGAAUGUGCUGUUGGUAUUGAACAACGAGCAUUUGAUUAAAGAUGGCAUUGCUCUCGACUUCCUUAUCGAGGUAUUUGUCGCUUUCAAACAAGAGAAGGGCAUUGCAUAUCUGGUUCAAGCACUUAAAAAGGGUGGACUUGAAAGCAAACUAAUGGACUUUUUCCCACCAAACAAACGUACUGAAGAAUAUUUAAAACAAGUUUUUCUUGAAAAGGAAUUAACUGAAAUUAUAAAAUUACACAAAGCUCAGGCCAGUCAAGAGGCCAAGCGUGAACUGCAACAAACGCUAAUCGAUGAUAUACAUGACGAGAAGGCACACUCAGAAAUCACAGCCGAUAUUAAAGAAUUCGCACUGCGUAAUAACAUUCCCGAUCACGAGAUUAUAAUCAUUAUUUGGUCGACUAUAAUGUCGCUCGGUGAAUGGAACAAGAAGGAGGAGCUGGUCACCGAUCAAGCAGUGCGCCACCUCAAAGCCUAUUGUCCAUUGUUGCAGGCUUUUGCCUCGACCGAUCGCUCCGAGUUGGCUCUAAUAUUGAAGGUACAGGAAUUCUGUUAUGAAAAUAUGAACUUCAUGAAAGCCUUCCAAAAGAUCAUAUUACUAUUCUACAAAACUGAAGUAUUAUCAGAGGAGAGCAUACUCCGAUGGUACAAAGAUGCUCACUCCAGCAAAGGCAAAAUGCACUUCCUCGAACAAAUGCGCAAGUUUGUCGAAUGGCUGCAAUCCGCAGAAGAAGAAUCUGAAUCUGAAGAUGAACAAAAGGCACAAAGUAAUGGUGAAUAACAUAAUGAUGCUGGCAUUUUAGAUUGGUUAGGGGAGUAGAACACAACAACAAAGCCGAUAUUGUUGCAUGAACAUCGUUUAUCCUUAGAAUAAUACUAGUUAAGCUGAAGAUAGAAAAGUAAAGAAGCAAUGCAACGCAACUACAUCCACCAAGUCAACUGCUCCUAAAGCAAAUACGUACGUUAGCGACGAUGACAUCAGUACUGGCAGAUAACAAAAUGAAUUCAUUAUAUAUAUUCUACCACAUCUAACAUCAAAUAUAUAUAUAUAUAUAGAUACAUACCUACAUAACAUAAUAUAAAAUCGAUCAUAUUUCUCACACCAUAGCAAAAAUGUUUACACAAUUAUGUUUGGAACAUACAAAAAAUGAAAACAAGCAAUUAAAAUAUACCAUAUUAUACAUUAAAGAAAAAAACAAAAACAAAAACAUUUCUAUAUAGAAGUUAUAUCCAGAGAUUACUAUAAAUAUUGAGAGAGCAACACACUGCAAUAUAUAUUUGAGCCUUUGUAUGUAAUGAUGAAAUCCAAACUCCAAUAAUUUUUCAAAACUCUAAACCCAAAAGAAGCGUAACAUAAGCAAUUGAAUGAAAACACCAGUCAACAAAUAAAAUAUGCAAUUCGAACAAAUUAAAAAGUAAAAA